CAUGAACUCCAGUGCAUGCGUACACAAGCAAGUUGACUUGUAGAUUUCAAAGGCCUGAAUAUUAUUCUAUUGGACACGGAUUCCUGUUUUUGCCCCUUCCGAUGAUCCGAUAUCUGAAUUUCACUUUUCACAAUGUUGCAUCUCUCUCUUCAUCGAAGAAGAACCCUCUUCACCUCUUGGAGCGCCGACUGCUUUCAUGAGUUCGUAAGCAUGCCUCUUGAAGAACACCAUGAGAUAUGUGAGAUACCUUACAACUCUUUUGAGCUCGACCCUCCGUCUUCGGCGGCCACUGGUUCGCUUCUCGUUUGGUACGCAUGUACAGAGCAUGAAGUGAUGCCGAUGCGGGUUAUAUCACAGGUCCGAUCCACGCGUUUUUAGAUACAGCAGAAGCCGCAUCAGAGGAUGAAGAGUCCGGACAUUCCCCGCAUGAAUGUUUGCAAUCGUGAUCUUCCGGCAGAAGCUGUUGUACACAGAGUUAGAUUUCAAGAUGGUGCUCUUUCACCGGGAGGCAAUGGAGCUCAAUCCGAGAGUUGUAAAGGGAGGAAGCCAAUGUGUCGAGUUCUAGCUCCUAUCCGUCGGGUCAGACCAGAUCAUUACGAGCCGGAGCUCAUAUCGUUUGGUCUCUACGAUAGGGAGUACAAGAAGAGUCAGCGGCCGGACCUAAUGCAGUAUCUGCAAAGCUACGUAAGUAAGGACGAACUGGCACCUGAGAUUCGAGCUGAGCUGCUUGUGGAACUGGGUGCUGAAGUGCACCAUCGAUACCAGCAACAGCAUCAGAAGGUUGUCGAACCAGUCAGCCCUGCUCCCAAGCAAAUCAAACGCAAAAAGGCGAACAGAAUGGACCAACAAAGAGAAGAAGUGGCAGAGAAGUUCAUGGAGAUCAUGAAAGUUGACGAAGACCAAAUGUGCGACGAAGUGCUUCCCAGUGCCGAGUUGGAGGACAUUAUCGGCUUGUACGAUGAUGGCUUUCUCAUGAACCCCCAAAAAGCUAGGCGUCUGCUAAUGUUAGAUGCAGUUUUCUUGGUCAGUUUCAUGCUUUACAUGUACUGGGACUGCAACUCCACGCAGGAUAAGUCUAAGAAGUCCGAGAAAGUUCGUGAAAUCGAGCGUCUGUUUUCACAUUUUAGCAGGUUUCACACACCGCUGAGAACGAUUUUCGAUCGACUAGGACUCCCUUGCAAUGGCCAUAUGAAACGAUCGGACCUGUGGCUACUGGAAAAUCAGAUUCCUCUCAGUCUGCUCAGAAAUGUCUUGAAAUUCGUUUUCAGUGCUCGUAAAGAAACAACGAGCUCGUCGCCUAACAACGAGGACGGCAUAGAUUCAACACCGCACGACAUUGUGAAUAUCGACGAAACUAAAGCUGAUACGGCAUUGAAGCAUCUUGUCAAAGUUGCUGUAGCCAACGUUUUACCCCAAGUCCCAGGAGACUGCUCGAACUCGAAAGAGAUGUUACAUCGGAUGGACAAAGUCGAUUUCAAUGACUGUGAACAUCUGCUAGAAUGUCUAUACAGGACGGUACGACCGGAAGUUGAUGACAGCUGUAGCACUAGUCAGGUACGACCGGAAGUUGAUGACAGCCGUAGCACUAGUCAGGUCACUGGUCUUCGUUCCUCUAAAUCUCUUUCCGGGAGAAUCGCGUCGCUGAUCAAAGGCUCGACAGAAGAGAAAGCGCCUCUUUCUAAAGAAGAUUUACAAUCGAUUCUUCCGCAGCACAGACCCAAGGUUCACCUGCCUCCAGUUUCAGACCUUCAGAAAGCAGGAAUCAACGUAGUGGGAGACAAAUCGCGCGGCUGUACACUGAAGUUUCAAGAGGCUAGUAGACUUACUCAAAAGGCAACUCUUUCGCUUCCACAGCUACACAUCGACGACAGCACCGAGAGGAUCCUGCGAAAUUUGGUAGCGUUUGAGUCCACUAUGAGCUCGGGUAUCACUCGUGAUCAGCAUGUUCUCAUGAGCUACCUGCAAUGCAUGAAUGACUUGGUGAACACGGAGGAGGAUGUCCGGCUUCUGAUGAUGGGGAACGACCCCGUCAUCCGACUGAGCUUUCUUGGGGAGAACAAGGAUGUCGCCGUCAUGUUCAACAAUCUGAUUCAGCAUUGCUACUUCGAACACACGCGCCAGUCGACCGACCUCCGCAAGCAGGUGAAUGAUUGCUACAAGAAAAAGUUUCGGCAUCUGUACACAGAGUUCGUGGAUAAACAUUGUAGCAGGCCAUGGAUCGUGAUGUCGCUGUUUGCAGCGACGCUGCUCCUCUUCAUGACAGCUCUUCAAACCAUCUACUCUCUAUUGGGCUAGAUUUCUACAAAAUAACUACACCUCCACAAUGUAGAUAGCUUCGCCAUGCCGUAUGCCUGCUGCAGCGAUCAAAAGCAAGAAUCAACAUUGCAACAAGCUGCAGCAGCUGAAGUCUGGAUACAUUAAGAAGAUACUUACUGCCUUUUUCUUGGGCAUCCUGCCAUCUGGGGAGGCUCCAUGCUGAAACUCUCCUGUCUGAACUCGAAAGUUGUCUACUUUCUUUAAGUUGUGUGUCUGAUAAGGUGGAUCGGGAGAGCUUCAUACCCUACACCCUAUUUUUACGAACGGUUGAGAGCACGAUAUGAGUUCCCAAAAUGUAGGUCACUGCAAUAGCUGUUCUGUCCAGCUUACGUUCCUUACGUGUCAUCAAUAAAACCGUAGGCAUGCAGACAAGUAUGGCUAUGAAUUAAGCUAACCAUCACAUCACAUUGUCCAAUCUGCCGUCUCUAAUCUAUUCUACGCACGAUGUUACCUUGAUCGGCGCCUUGGUAUCUUAUGCUUGAGUCAUAUUAUCACGCUUUGCUGAGAUUGCAACUUCACAUCUACAGAUUUUGCAAUUUCAGCCUACUGAUUGAAACAGAGAGGAGCAAGCACUGUGUGGUUGGAUCUCACUAUGUUUCAUCAACGGCUGCAGUGAAAUGGAACAUACUUUCGGUAGAAUAUCGGAAUUAGCUUGAUAUCUCACCGGGCCACAGAGGCAGGAGCUUAAAACAGAGAACGAAAUACCAACAAGCGAUUAAACAUUCGAACGACGAAUAAGAUCCGGCUAAAAGUAAUUGCUUAAAAGAGGAACGAACACAAUUACCUAGCCAACAAAAAUACAGGUAGUUUUAAUAACAUCUGUAACAGACCAAGAGAUGAAAUCAGUAUAUUUCUGUUUU
Molecule: messenger RNA, 3176 nt
Organism: Marchantia polymorpha subsp. ruderalis
Lineage: Eukaryota; Viridiplantae; Streptophyta; Marchantiopsida; Marchantiales; Marchantiaceae
Source: the annotation of a GenBank genome assembly